This is a messenger RNA of Lacerta agilis (Sand lizard), 1403 nucleotides long. Its product is annotated as immunoglobulin kappa light chain-like. Lineage: Eukaryota; Metazoa; Chordata; Lepidosauria; Squamata; Lacertidae. Bases 26 to 1165 code for a protein of 379 amino acids. The transcript has 6 exons. Gene Ontology annotation, biological process: immune response; immunoglobulin production. The record is from RefSeq and is a predicted model, not a curated record.
CCUUCAUCGCUAGGCAGUGAACACCAUGCGCGUUUCAAUGCUUUUCCCCAUAAGUCUCUUUUUCUGGAUCCAAGAUGCCAGAGGGGACGUUGUGGUGCUGACUCAGUCUCCAGAAUCACUCUCCUUAUCCAUUGGAGAUACGGCUACAAUUAAAUGCCAGACUGUUCUCAAGAUCGAUGACGAUAUCAACUGGUACCAGCAGAAACCAGGACAACCCCCAAAACUCCUCAUCGCCGAAGAGCAUAAGCGCCAAAGUGGGGUUUCAGAUCGGUUUAGCAGCAGUGGCUACGAUACAGAUUUCACCUUCACCAUUAGUAACUUCGAAGCAGAUGAUGCUGGAGACUAUUACUGUCAGCAAAGCGACCGCGUUCCUCUGCACAGUGAUUCGAAGCAAUACAUAAACCUUCCUCAGAGGUAUCUGGGAGUCCAGAGGAAAAGUUUCAUAAACGGCACCAUCAUGUUACAGAUUUGUUUCAUUUGGCUCAUCUUGAGUUUCUUUGAGGGAUCCAGGGGACAGAUUGUCAUCACUCAGACACCAGCUUCCAUACAGGCAAGUCCUGGAGACAGAGUGACCAUCCUGUGCAAAGCUUCUUCUUCCAUGAGUAAUGACAUGUCCUUAUAUCAGUUUAAACCCGGACAGAAACCCAAGCUAAUUAUUUAUUAUGCUACGAGCCGUUUUGAAGGGACCCCGGAUCGCUUCAGUGGUACCUACAGUAACACUGACUUCUCGUUCACCAUCAGCGGUGUCCAUGCCGAGGACGAAGCAGAUUAUUACUGUGGCCAAGACUACAGCUUUCCUCUCACUUUUGGUGCCGGGACCAAGCUAGAAAUUAAGCGCGGACAAGACGCCACGCCGUCGGCGUUCAUUUUCCCGCCCUCUAAGGAGCAACUAAAAACGGAUUCAGCCACCUCCGUGUGCCUGGUCAACACGUUCUACCCGAGCAACCUGAACGUGGUCUGGAAAGUGGAUGGCACUACCGUCAGUGAGGGCGUCCAAACCAGCCCCCCAUCGUCUGAUACAGAUAACACCUAUAAGCUGAGCAGCACGCUGACGCUCCCGACAUCAGAUUUCAACGCCCACGAAUUAUACAGCUGUGAAGUGACACACAAAAUGUUGUCCAGCCCUCUUGUGAAGAGUUUUAGGAGGUCUGAGUGUUCCGGAUAGGGCCCCCCCCUAUAGAGCAGGUUCUUCUUUAUAGUCACCCCCCUGCACCAAGUUUACCAUCCAUAUCAGAAAUCCCCCUAGUAUUAUGACUGAAGGAAAGAAAUCUUACAUAUCUCGUCUUGCAUGUCCUUUCUCUGUGGUCUGUAACUUCUUCCAUGUCCUUUUAAAUCUUACUUGUAUCACGUUAACCUUGGGAAAGAAUAUAAAUGCAUAAAUAAACUCAUUCUCUUGAAAAGCA